Messenger RNA from Doryrhamphus excisus (bluestripe pipefish), 3538 nucleotides. Lineage: Eukaryota; Metazoa; Chordata; Actinopteri; Syngnathiformes; Syngnathidae. The record is from RefSeq and is a predicted model, not a curated record.
CUAACGUUGCCGUUGACGGGUUUAAAUCGGAGGGCACGGCUCCGACGGCGUAUCGUUGGGACGCUCUUUGGAUUUCAAGCGGAGUCGAUCAACUCCAAAACAAAAACAAGAAAGCAAAAAAUUACUAAAAUUGCAAUAACGUAAAAUUAGACGCCACUGAAAUCGCAGGAGUGCUUUUAGAAAUCACCGGAAGCACAUCAUCUCUUGUCAUGUCAACUCUGCCGUUGGACUUGUCGUCUUUCUUCUUUUGAGGAGUGCAAGUAAAUACUGAAAUAUGUCCUCAACCCAGGAAGACACUUUAUCCCCGGAUGAGCUAAGGAAGAAGCUCUAUAAAACACUGAGGGAUAGGGGAGUGCUGAAUACACUUAAAACCCAGCUGCGCAACCAACUCAUCCAAGAGUUAAAACCUCCACCUUUAAGCGGAGCAGAACCACCUCUGAGAACAGCCGCCCUGAGAUCAAACUACCUCCUGGUCUCCGCCUGUAACAACAUAGUGGCAGAUUAUCUUCACUGCUCAGGAUACGAGUACUCCUUAUCUGUGUUCUGCCCUGAGAGCGGCCUGUGCAAAGACAAGGUAUUCAAGAAAGGCGAUAUCCUUCAGCUUCUUAAAAUCAGCCCCGAAUCAUCACUGUACAAAUCUCUGUCUUCAAGCAGCAACGAUCCAGGCUUCCUCAUCAACCUUGUGUCCAAUCUCACACAUCAUCAUGCUCCUGGCCUGUCCUGCGAUGCCGACACGCAGACAACCAGCUCUUCAAGUUAUGAACAGUCCCUUGUUGAGAAGAUGAAAAUGAUUGACAAGGAAUACGAGAAUGUGAAUCACAGCGGCGACAAGUCUUUUUCAUUCCAGUCCAAACUGGCUUCCUACAGAAGAGAACUAGAAACCCAGAUGCAAAUUGAAAUGAACACAAAGAUGCAGCAUUUUAAAGACGUGGAGAUAGCCAAGGUUAAGAUGGAGGAAAAAGCGCUUUGCCAGAAGGAGUUGGACAAGCUGAAGCAGGAACUGGAGAAAACCUACGAGAUGAAGGCGAAGGCGUUGAACACCCGUGAGAAAAACGCCAUCGAGAGGUUGCAAAAGCAGCAAGAGAUUGAGGAAAAAGACAUCUACAUGCAGAGGCAAAUGGUGCUGAAGGAAAUCGAAACGCUGCGGGACAGAGAGAAUGAGCUGCGGAUGCGAAUGGAGGCAUUUCAAAAGAGCUGUGAAAUACACGAAGACAAGGUGAAGACCGGCGACGAGCUGAUGAGGAGGAGAGAACUAGCAGUGAAGACGAUGGAGGACACGUAUGACCAGAGGCUAAAAAGUGACAUCUCUUGGUAUCAGCUGCAGCUAAAGGAGGAUUACCUGAAGAGAACAGAGGAACUAACAGCGAGCGAGAGCCGCAACAAAGAGGAAACCAAACACAUCCAAAACGAGUCUGCCGCAAUGAAGCUAAAAUCGGAGGAGCACAGUAAAGCCUGCUCGGAGCUGAAGCGACUCCAGGUGGAGCUGGAGGCGGCGCAGCAGCAAAGCUCUCUGCUCAGUCAACAGAAUGACUUGCUGAGGGAACGAAUGGACGGUAUGAGCGACUUUGCCAGUUUGAAGCAAGAUAAAGCGCUUUUGCAGGGGCAGGUGCAGCUUCUUAAAACACAGCUGGAGGAGGCGCAGGAGGAGAAACAGCGUCUCUGUGCAGACUUGGACAAGCCAUCCACAGAGCAGCUGGCCUUGCAGGCAGAGCUCCAGAAGCUCCAGAGAGCUCGCAAAGUGGACGAAGAAGAGUUUGCAAACCAGAAGCGGGUCCUGCAGACACAGCUCCAGAUGGAGGUGGAGCGAUGCGGCGAGCUCAAGACGCAGCUGAUGGAAUGCGAGGAGAAGUUACAGUGGAUGACCGCUCACGUCGAGGACCUCAAGGUUCAGAUCCGCCAAACUCAACAAGCUCUUGAAAACGAAGUGUUGCGUAACCCCAAGCCGUCUCUGGUCGAUCGCUCGGUGUUGAAUUUCAGCGGCGACAAGCUGGUCCCCCCCGAUAUCUACGUUGACCGAGCGUCGCUCAGGCCCCAGGCGGCCUACGAUCAAAUAAGAGACGUGGGCGCGCACGCGCAAGGUGACAAAUUCCACUGGACCGACUCCAGCUCUGACUUGGAGAUGCUCGCUGAAACCAACGCUCGCAUCCAGCAGCUGGCGAGGGAGGCUGAGGCUUUGGACGAAGCUUGCAGGAAGUACCAGCAGGGGGCGGCGCGCACCAACUUCUCAACCGCUCGUCCUCCAAAGCCCCUGCGUCGGGUGGACUCUCCUCUGCUGACACAAGCGUCCGACCUCUUCCUUCCUUACACUGACCGCCAAUCAAAGACCAUACUAAGAUCUCGCUCUCCCAAAAAAAAUCGCCGCUCCUCCGCGGCAACUUACGACACCAGAAACGCCUUUGCAGCGACUCAGCACAGAGUAACCUUCUCCCAAGACCAAAACCACAAUUCCUCCGGUCUUCUCUCAGCGGCCAGCAGCCUAUCAUCUGCUGAGCCUCAGUCUGCAAGAGAUGACCUCCCCCAGGACAGACACUCGUUCAGACGUCUGUCCUCCUCCCCCCCCAGCAGCAGAACGCCUCAUCAAGAUGCGGCAGAAGAGGUCCUCCUGUCCCCCUUGUUCCGGGACUUGUCACACGACAGCCGCCUUCACUCUGCCCCCCGAGACCAGGCAUCCAGCUCAUGCGAACUCUCCCCCGAGCCGAGCCCCCCACGCAGUCCUCAGCUCCAGAGCACAGCGCGGGACCCACGCAGUGCUCCAAAUCCACCUUGCGUCUCCGCCAGCUCGCAGUCGUCCCCGCAGCCGGAGAGAAUAAGCGUGGAGGAUCUCGCGGGGAUCUCGCCAGAACCCGGCCACAUUCCAGAGCUUCUCUUGGACACUGCCAUCCCUCUCUCCGAGGAGGCCCCCGGCGGCCCCUCUGUCCGCCGCCUACAGGCUCCCCGGGACCUCCCAGAAGACCCGACGAACUCCCAGGGCCAGGCGGAAGCUCCCCAAAUCUCGGAGGAAGAGGAUAAGGAGCAGCGAUGGGAAAGGGAGAGAAGAGAAAAGCAAGAGCUGAGGCGACGGGAACAAGAGGAGGCCCGAGAGCGAGAACAACAGGAAGCAGAACGACUGGAGAAAGAGACGGUAAAUAACACAUUUUUUUGUCUUGUUUGUAAAGCAUCAUCAUCAUCAUCAUCACUGACUUGGACUGCGUGUCUGCCUACUCAGCUCCUACAACAACAACAACAACAGGAAGAGGAGCAGGAGAACCAGGACAGAGGAGAUGAGGACGAAAUCCCGAAUGAAAAUCCUUUAGAGAAAUACAUGAAGAUGGUUUUGGAAGCACGAGAGAAGCAGCAUGAUAAAAGCUCCGGAGAAGGAGAAGAACACGCAAGCCCAGAGGUCAAAAGUUUGUCUGAUGAGAAAGAUAAUAGCAUUGCGGCGUAUUCCCACAAGGAUGAAGAUGCCGAUGACGAUUUCUGGUGAACCGGUUCAUAUUAACACUGGUGAUAUUUUUAUAUAUUGCUCUAUAUUGUUUGGAUGAAUAAAUUACCAACAAGA